UUCUUCCGCAGGUCGAAGCUGCCCGCUGGCAGACAUGAGACACCCACAGAGGCGUCUCCUCGUCACAUAACCUCACAGGAGCGGCCCAUGCAGCUGACAUAACUUCCUGUUGGGAGUGUAGAGGGGUGACCAUGCAGUCGCCUCAGAGGAGGAGGCUCAGGCGAGGUCGUGUCCUCCUCUUCACCUCAGGUGUGCUGCUGUGUUUGGUCUACACGCUGGCUCUGAAAACCCGGCUGUCGCAGCCUCCAGCCCCCGUCCAGACGGAGGAGGGGGGCGGCGGCGAUGUGGUGGAGGUCAGCGUUCGAGAGGUGACGGCCUCCAACGGGACCAGGGAGGAGGUGGGAGCUCACGGGACCACCAAACCUCCUCUGGUAAUGAUUGUCAACAGGACAGAUAUCGAACAGUGCGUCUACGUCAACCCUCAACCUUCCAAACCUACUGCAACUCCCCCACCUGGGACCACCACGGCUCCUCCCCAUCAAAGGAAAGGUGAGUACCCAGAGGACAUCUUCUCAGUGGAGCAGCGACGACAAGGCUGGGUGGUCCUGCACGUCGUAGGCAUGACCUACAUGUUUGUCGCCCUGGCCAUUGUUUGCGACGAGUUCUUUGUACCGGCGCUGGAGGUCAUCACCACCAAGCUGGAGAUCUCAGACGACGUGGCCGGGGCCACCUUCAUGGCGGCCGGAGGCUCCGCCCCGGAGCUCUUCACCUCCCUGAUUGGCGUCUUCAUCUCCCACAGCAACGUGGGCAUCGGCACCAUCGUGGGCUCGGCGGUCUUCAACAUCCUGUUUGUGAUCGGCAUGUGUGCCAUCUUCUCCCGGGAGAUGCUGCACCUGACCUGGUGGCCGCUCUUCAGGGACGUGACCUUCUACAUCCUGGACCUCGUCAUGCUCAUCGUCUUCUUCCUGGAUAACACCAUCCUGUGGUGGGAGAGCUUACUGCUGGUGCUGGGCUACAUGAGCUACGUGACCUUCAUGAAGUUCAACAGCCAGAUUGAGCGGAUGGUCAAAACCCAGCUCAACAAGCACAUGAGUAUCGUCAAAGUCUGGACUGCAGAGGAGCCGGAGAAGGAGAGUGAGGCUGCACCGUCCCCUGCCGCUCCUGCUGCUCCCCAAAAACCUGAGACCAAACCUAAACCUGAAGCUGCAGUGCCUCCUGGCAGCCCUCAGCACAACAAUCUGCAACCGGAUAAACAGGAGGACAAAUCCCAGCUGCGGGUUCGUCCCGUCUUGCAGCGAGGCGGCAGCUCAGCUUCGCUCCACAACACCUCACUGCGGAGCACCAUCUUCCAGCUGAUGAUCCACACCCUGGAUCCUCUGGGAGAAGAAGCAGGCCUUAGGGGGGCCGUUAAAACCGCCCGGCCAAAGAGGGCGAGAGAAGAAACAUCCUUCAAUGGUGAUGUAAGAGGGGAGGGGCUUGUACAGAGAAAAGCAAAGAACAAAGUAAAACCUUUGAAYGUUCCAGUGACAGAAAAUCUACAGAACGAGUCACAUCAUCAUCAUCAUCACUGUGCUGAAG
Austrofundulus limnaeus is the source of this 1518-nucleotide messenger RNA. RefSeq names its product sodium/potassium/calcium exchanger 1. The record is from RefSeq and is a predicted model, not a curated record. Gene Ontology annotation, molecular function: calcium, potassium:sodium antiporter activity; calcium channel activity. Gene Ontology annotation, cellular component: plasma membrane. NCBI's taxonomy places the organism in Eukaryota, Metazoa, Chordata, Actinopteri, Cyprinodontiformes, Rivulidae. Gene Ontology annotation, biological process: intracellular calcium ion homeostasis; long-term synaptic potentiation; long-term synaptic depression.